Messenger RNA from Lineus longissimus, 3874 nucleotides. RefSeq names its product FYN-binding protein 1-like. The transcript has 12 exons. NCBI's taxonomy places the organism in Eukaryota, Metazoa, Nemertea, Pilidiophora, Heteronemertea, Lineidae. The coding region runs from base 762 to 2381 and encodes 539 amino acids. The record is from RefSeq and is a predicted model, not a curated record.
GCUUUUUCCUUUUCCUGGCUGCACGGUCAGAAGACUAGGGCAGUCUGUUACAAUCAAAUGUUCACCCCUGCAUGGCCAUGAUCUGAUGCUUUAUAAACUUAAGUUAAUGUCUGCAAGUUCAGACCACUAAGAGGCCCACACAGUCUUCUGUGAGAAAUAUACCCCUUGCAUGAUGUUCUGCUCUACAAGGCUCAAAAUAACUCACUUACACAUUUUCUUUGAUGAGUGUUGGCACUUGGGGUGGGAUCUUAAUUGAUUGAUUGAGUGAUCGAUCUAUUGAUUGAUUCUGUAUCUUCAUUAGCCUGUGAGUACAGUGAUGAAAACUUGGGGUCUGAUAGACAUUUCUGAUAGACACUAUCCACUAUUUCAUGCAACAAAAAUAACAAGGAAUUGAUUUUGGGGGAAAAUGACUUUAAAAAUCAUAUUUCUUAUUGCCUAAGUGCGCACUUGCACCCGUCAUGCCAGCCAAGUUGCUCUUAUCUGAAUAUAUCAUGCAUACAUGUACUUAAUUUCAUGAUUUCCCAACUGUUGAUAACUUAAAAUCCUUUUUUUUAAAGUGUGAGCCAAUCAUGUGCCAAAGUGCAGACAUUUAGGUCAUACAGCAAAUUUUCCUGAUUGCCAACUUAGCUUUCUGCAGGAUGUGAUUCACUGUUUAUGUGAAUGUCAAUGAUAUUAGACAACUUGUUUCAUAUGCUUGAGCUGGUUUGACUGCAUUUUCUCGGUUUUGAAUUCUUGACCAGGAUCUGGAUGAGAUCUAUGAUAUGGCAGAUGAACAUUCUAACGUCGACACCGAAUCUGUUGUCAGUCCAAGAGACUUAAUCAAGAGGUUUAACCUACAAAACACUGAAAUGGCGAGUCGAGGAGGUGGACCUGGAGGAUUACCCCCAAAGCCCAUGUUAAAACCAAGUGACCUCAAGAGGACACAAGGAGGAUUGCGGCCUGUGGAAAUAACGCCAGCCAAGAAAUCCCCAAACUUUGCAGCGAAAGAAGACAACAGGAGAAUAUCAAGCACAAAUUCUGACUCUGGAAACGAAUUAUCACGACUACUUGAGGCUCGUAGGAAAUUCAGUGAAGAGGGGGAAACAACUACCAAUUCCAUUGCUGCAGGCCUUGCCUUGGGCUUGCUAAAAUUUGAAAAUCAACGGUCUGAGAGAAACUCGGAUGCAAACUCUGGUUCGAAUAAAUCCCCAGGGGUUGUACGACCGGUGGAAAUGGCACUAUCAAAGCCCCCUGUGGAAGUGACGCCAUUGAAAUCCCCAGUGGAAGUGACACCCCCGAAGCCCCAAACAGAUUUUCACAAAAGGCGACCUGAACCUUUGCCCAAAACAUCACUUUCAUCAGGCAAGCUACUGCCAUCUCCAAAAAAAGACAGUCCUCCUCAAAUACAGCAAAAAUGUAAAAUUUCUCCUCUGUCACCGAUGCCACCAUCACCAAUGGUUAAACAAGACCCAAAUAAUAAUUUGAGUAUUGAAAUAAACCAAAGAAAGAAUGACUAUAAGUUCGAUAUCAUAACUCACAAAGGAUGCAAGUACUUGGUGUACAGGUUACCGUUAGUCGUUGCUAACAAGCCACGAACACCGUUCAGGGCAUCAGAUGUGGUGCUGCCAUCAAAGUAUUCAGAACGCUCCACCCCUGUCACUGGACGAAUCUCCUUUAUUAAACCAACUGAAUCAGAUGAAGAAGAUGAAGAUGUCAAACCAACCACCCCUCUCCCUCCCCGGCCCAUCAAAGGAUUUACUGAUCACUCAACUGCUGAUGAUGAUGAUAUAUAUGAUGACACGGACAUACCACAAAUUUCUGCUCCUGUCGAUAUGGGAGAUGAGGAACUUUACGAGGAAUUCAAUGAAGAGGAGUUGCAGCAAAUUAAAGAGAAGUUGGAAUUGGAGGAGAGAGCAAAGGCAGAAAAACAAGAGAAGCAAAGACAGAAGGAUGAAAAGAAGAACGCGAAAGAGCAGAAGAGACUAGAUAAAGAGAAGAAGAAGAAACAGAAGGAAGAGCAAGAACGUCAAAAGUUGAAAGAGAAAGAAGAACAAGAAUAUCAGAGGAUGAAAGACAAGUACAAGCUUGAUGGCAGUGAGAGGGUGCUAUUUUCGGGCAAAGCUAAAGAGAAGAUUACUCGAAAUAUUUUUGAGACACUUUUUGAAAAGGGUGAUGACAUCCCGGUCAUGCGAACAGAUGAAUCAAUCAAUCCUAAAGGAAAGUGGCUGGUACAGCUCAAAGAUGGCAAAUUUGAAUAUACUGAUGUAAGACUAGUAGAAACUGAGCAGCCUGCCACCAAUGGAGCUGGGGACGAUGAUGAAAACAUUUAUGAAGAUCAGGAUGAAGGAUUCUCUGGAAGUGUUGCAACUACUUUCGAAGAAGAUAUUUAUGAGGACUUGUGAUUGUGCUAUCAUGUUGAAAGACAUUUGGUGAAACAGUUGGUCAUUGUGAACUAUAUUUUUAUUUUACUAUAAAAAUGAUGCAAUAUUGUUAGAAUUGUAAAUAAAAUUAGAAAGGAAAUACUGUAACGUCUCGGACAUAACAUUUUAGGAGGCUUGAGGUAUCCUUCUGCAGGCAUGAUAGGACGGUUUAUUGGAAAUCCUUCUGAAUGUCCACAAGUGUGUGCAAGGCUUGAAGCCCAUUCAUCUGAAAGGACUGUUCGAGCAAACCUAACCUCCCAGUGUACACGGAAUGGGUCGAAGAAUUUUCUAAGGAUGCAUCCCACAGGGACUGGAUUCGGAGUCCGCAGCUUUUCUAUCUGUGGUCCAUGCAAACAGAAACAGACAUUGUCAUCUGUUCUAGCAGCCGAGACAGCCUGGAGAAGAUUAGACACCAUAGUAAGCCUUUGCCAUGCAACCCUGUGCAUUGGGCUCUUUUUAAAGCCUGUGUGUGACUCAGUUUUGUCUAGACUUGCAUGUAUCUGCACAUUUCAUUUGAGACCAUUAUAGUUUAUGUUGAUGCAUAUUCCAGAAAAACUGUGAUCUUUUUAUAACCGAAAUUGUACAGUGUAUUUGACUGUAAUCUUGAAUGAAAGUGACCUGAUACAGCUCGGAUUUCUUAGGCGUUGUCCUACUACGUGGACUUGGAGUAUCCUUUCUUAAACUUUACAUGACAGAGAUGCAGAAGUUCUUGUAGAAUAUUUACUAUUACCAGGAAGUAGCCUAUUACUUUUAAAUGUGUGCCGAAUGGUACUUAACUGCUGCAGGUUGGAUGGUUUUUAUUGUAAUAAUAGCUUAUGCUUCGAAUCCUUGAUAUCAAUUGUAUUCAACUUAGGAUUUAAUGAACUAAUGAGAAUUCCAGGUAUUGUUGUGUAAUCUAACAUGAAAGAGAGUUACGAGGUUUUAUAAGAAAGUUUCCUUUUGUAUUAUAACUUUCAGAAUGUAUUUGAUUGGUGCUAGUGGGUGGUUAAUAUGUCUUUAAAAUGGGGGGGGGGGGGGCUGGGGAUAAAGAACUUUAAAUAAAUGAAGAAAAUGUAUGUUGGGUGAACAUCAGGCAAUCAUAAUGUGUUCAGAACUUGCUGGAUCAUUUUCAAUUGCUGUCAAAAGUUCUGUGGUAUUUUCAUUAAUGUUUACUUUGUAUUUUUCUGUCGACUUGCUACCUAUAUUUUUGUAUAGUUGAGAAAAAUUUUUUAUUCAGGAGCGAUGUUGUGAUUUACCUGUAUGACACUACAGAUGAAGAUGCAUUGUUGUAUUUGAACUUUGUAAAAUGAUUCUAUUUAUCCAAGUUUCUAGAAUAAACACUUCGUCAAAAUAAAAUCCCACUACUUUUAGUUACUUUCUUUGUUUCCAAUUACAUGAACUGGACCGCAUUGAGAGAAAAACUGGUCGUAUGCCUGAUGACUGCACCGGCUCCUGCCCUCCCGUCCCCGACUUGGUCCCCGGCAGCCUGUCCUAAU